Messenger RNA from Penicillium cataractarum, 1827 nucleotides. RefSeq lists its product as uncharacterized. The coding region runs from base 1 to 1827 and encodes 608 amino acids. NCBI's taxonomy places the organism in Eukaryota, Fungi, Ascomycota, Eurotiomycetes, Eurotiales, Aspergillaceae. The record is from RefSeq and is a predicted model, not a curated record. The transcript has 3 exons.
AUGACCUCAACCACCCUCAUGACUUUCUUACUCACGACCAACCCUGAGAUCCGAUCGGUCAAGCUGCUCGGAUCAUGGGAUAAUUUCUCAAAGGCUUAUCCCAUGGAGAGGGAUAGGCGCGUGGGACCCGGUCAAUGGCGUGGAUGUCAUACAUUUACGGAUAUUAUAGGAGAUGGGCCUCCCGGUGACAAGUCUCAAAGGCGUACGGGAGCUCUGAAGAUGGGUGCUACCUACUGGUACUAUUAUCUACUGGAUAAUGAUGUGGAAUACUUCAGUCAAGUCGAACCUGUCACGACCAAAUGUCCUUUUCUACCAGGGCAGCCGGUGAAUAUUUUGAAUGUGCCAAUUAUCCUCCCCGACAGCCGCUCUCAUGCACGUUCGAGUAGCAACAGCUCGCAAAAGUCCGACUACCGAACAAUGAACCCGGAAGACAAGUUCAUGAACCCGCGGAAGCCACCAAAGCCCAACUUGGCACGCCUACAGACCUCUGUGCCUUAUCCUCAAAAUCUUAACCCGUCUGUUGCUACCAGCACUUCCCCGGGUAUGGUUCAUCGCAGUGCCUCUCAGCCGAAUAGUGCCACGCGAAAAUACCAUCAUGCCAAGGAUGCUCGCUCUGUUUCGCCCCCGAGAGACCAGGCUCUCCCUACUUUCCGAGCUCCUCCUGAAGCAAAGAGCCCGAAGUGGACCGAGGUGCCAUCAAGAUCCAACACGGUGGAUGGAAGGCUGCAGGAUCGCCCAGGCAAUGUGAUUGUUCCCGGGCCCGCUUCGUCAUGCGCGAACCACACUGAAUUGUGUGCUGCGCCCACUAUUCAAACUCGUCGUGCGAUGAAAACAAACGGCAAUGAGGUCGCACAGACACGGAAUCUACUCACGGUAGAGACCCGUCCCCAUUUCCGAAAGCCUAGCGUUUCAAGAGGCGCCGCAGCGGGGCCUACUUUGGGAACGGUCGAUGAAACACAAGCUUUGAAAGAUGCACUCACAUUGGCAAGCUCCGGUGAUCUCACAACUCCAAAGGGACGCAGUAUUCAUGACAAGCGACUCCCCACGCUACCCAACACUCCUUCCUCAGUCAUGGACGAGGCAGUGCACGCCAUGGACGAGACCGACAAAGCCAUGAACGCUCAAAUUCCCCGCAGCUACUUCUCGAGUCUAACCACGACAACCGGCGAGUCUACCCACUCUCACUUCAUCCCCGAACGCAGCCGAUUCUCAGAAUGGAGCACGGAUACCGAGACCGAAACCGAGGAUAACUCCCCCGAGUCAAUGAUCUCCACAUCUACAUUCAAUCAAGAAUACACCGACUCCCCAGCCCUGGACGACUGGUGUACACCAGAGCUCUCCCAGGCCAACGACGCCGCAACAAACACCGAUCCGAACACUCCUCACCUAACCGUGCACUCAAAACCGUCCUCCCCCAACUCCGCCUCCGGCGAAAUCCCACCAUGGAACAUGACCUCCUUGAACAUCUCCCUCCCCCAACUCACCGUCUCCCUCUCCUCCCCGGGCCUACCCACAGGCCUAGGCAUCGACCAAAUGGACGAAGUAGAAAGCAACCCCAAACGCCACGCCGCCCUCUUCAGCGCCCUCGAAUCCAUGGAAUCCCUCUCCCUCUCCCGCAGCCCAGACGGCUCCCCCAUCCUCUUACCCGAGAUCCAGCGCCGCUCGGACGCGGAGCGCAGCGAUGCCGACGACGAAGUCUAUCGACGCGUUCUCUCGCGCGCUAGUGAAGCUUCGUUCCGGGGGAAUAGCACUAUGCAGGAGAUUUUGGAUGAGCUGAGUUAUUUGAAGAAUAUGAUUCAGGCUGAGAUGGACGGGGAGCCGUUUUAG